AUGCAGAACACAUUUAGUGGUGGUUCAUCACGUGGAAGAGGGAAUGGACCAUAUCAAGGAAAUCGAGGUGGAAUAGGAGGCGGAGGAAUGAGAGGAGGUCGAGGAAGAGGUGGCCCAAGAUAUUUUAAUGGGUAUGUUUAAGUAUAGCUAUAGAAUUUAUGAAUAAUCAAUUUUUAUUUUUUUAGUCCACAGCGUUCUUCCUCGCCAGUUAAUAGAGAAUAUGAUUUAUUUGAGGAUAAAGACACACCAUCUCCACCACCUUCAUAUAGUGACAGAAACAGGUUUGUUAUUUGAGAAAGUUUUUUUCAAAUUCGUUCCAAAUUGAUUUCUAAAUAUUUAUGAAAUUAUUUCAAAAAACGAAGUUUUAGACGUGAUGGAAAUCGUAAUCAAGUCAAUUCAUAUCGAGGACGAAACGAUGAUAGAAAUGGUUAUUCGAUCCGUGGAAAUAAUACAAAUAAUCAUCAAAGAUCAUUUUCGCCAACUGGAAGUUAUUCGCGUCCACAACAAUCAAUGGUUUGUCGACAACCUUCUCCACAAGGAAGACGUUCGCCGCCGCCAUCGAGAUAUCCACCACAAAGAUCCGAAAAUUUGGUAAAUAAUAGAAGAGGAAGAAGUCCAAGUCCACCAAGAGUUAAUAAUUAUUCUAAUGAACGAGCACCACAACAACAACAACAACAACAAAGUUCUUCAAGAAAUCAGAAUGAUCAAGUUGCUGAGAGAUUAAUGAGAAGAAUAGGUUAGUUUUUAUCUUGGGUUUUAUUAUUCAUUUAUCGUUUCAUUGUCUUACUUCAGAAGAAAAUGAGCAAGAUGUUCGAGCACUUGAAGAACAAUUGAGUCGCGCAAGAAGAAGACUUGAGGAAAGCUAUCACGAAUUACAACAACAUAGGAGAUCUACGGUAUAUCAUUAAUUCAUUUCCCUUUGUCGAAUUCUUCUUGCACUCACACAAUUUUUUUGCACUUCUAGUUCUGAAUCGGUAUUUGCUCCCAUUUUCACUCCCUUCUCACAAAUGACAAAUAUUUUUUCUGAAAAGUUUUCGAUGUUUCUUUGUUGUUAUUAUUAUAACAUGAACUGUUUUUCUUCUACUUUCAUUUCCUUCUGUUUUUGUGAGCGGGGAAGAAGUGUGGUCAACUGUACCUUUUUAUUUCAGAAAUUAUGUUUUGUUAAUCAAUUUCUGAUGUUUUCAGGAACAACCAGUUAUGAGUUGUCAAACAAUCGAAAUUAACUCAAUUCAGGUAGGAAAACUAAUCAAAAAUAUAUUUUAAACUUUUUUUUAGUGUAUUGAGGAAAAAAGUGAAGAAGAAAAAGAAGAAGAAGAUGUAACGCCAUCACAGCCUCAAUUCAUUUAUUGAUUAUUCGAAUAUUCCUUCCACAUCAACAGAUCCAAAUUACAUCCACAACGAAGGUAAGAACGUCAAUUUAUUUCAUCAAAUUUUUACGUGACCUCUUUUUGAUGACGUUGUCUUACAUUUAGUUAGAUGUCUUGAAUUUCAUUCCAUACCUAAUCUACAUCUAGCAAUUUUUAAUUUUUCUUAAAAAGAACCCCACCUGCGUUCUCGAAAACUCGUCAUGGAAACAUCAAACAUUUUGAAAUGUUGGUUAUUUUUUUUUUGGAAAAAUGUGUUCCCCUCAAAAUUUCUAGCUUCCGGCAUCCAACAAUAUGGCGAAAAAACAGUAUAUUUUUGGCCAAAUUUUUGGAAUGUACUGAGUUCCAUUCAAUUUUAUGAACUUUCGAGCAGGAAUUUUAGUUAUAAGCUUUUAAUUCAAAUUAAAACCAAUAUCACUCUCUCUAUUCAUUGAAAUAGGAAACUUUGAAGGAUCAUUUUGUUCCGUUACAUUUUUUCGUAUCUCUUAUCUAAUUAACCAAUUCUCAAACCAUAGUUUUUUGAUUAUUUCGCAAUUUUUCUCAUUGCUCAUGUUAUUUUAUCGAACGUGUCUCUCAAACUGAUAGAACAUUGAAACAAGGGAGAAAUAGAGAGAAAAAGUAGGCGGGGUUUUGCUUUUUCUCUCUCGGCUCUCUUAUUUAUAGAGCGCCUUUUUUGUUUGUAUUUUCAUUCUUAACAAUAUUGAGGUUUAAUAUUUUUAGAUCUAAAUAGAGAAGACCAAGAAGAAGAAGAAGACAUGCAAAAUCUUACUAAUCAACUAAAAAAGACAACAUUUGCUCCAAUUCAAUCAACAUAUUCAUCGGAUAAGUUGACAGAAGUUGCUGAGAAGUUGAAACCAGCAGUGAUUACCGCCAAGAAUCGUGUUUCAAUAUUAACUAAUUAUUGGGAUAUAAAUGUUCAAUCGAAGACUGUUUAUCGAUAUGAUGUUGAUGUUAAUGUUGUUUUUAAUACCAACGACACAGAAAAAACAGUUUCGCUUACAGAAGGUUCGAAAACUGCGUAAGUUUUUCUUUCCAUUGGAGUUUUUUUUUCGGAUAUCAUAACACUUGUUAUAUUGUAGAUCAUCUCGCGUUGAACAUCAUCAACUUUGCUUGGCUGCACUUCGAGCUGGUCUUGAAGCAUACUCAGCUUUUCGUCAACAAGCUGCAACUGUUUAUGAUUGUGUCACACAAUUAUAUACAAGUGAAGAAUUGGAAAUGGAAGGAUCUGGAUCAAUUACAAUUGAAGUAUCACCACAACAAUUACAUUCAAUGGUUCAACAUCGUUUCUCUGAAAUGUCUAAUAUAAGAAUUACCAUUUCUCCAAAUCAAUCACUUCCAUCAUUUGAUCCAUCUGAUUAUUCGAAAGAAAAUCAACGAGAUUUGAGCGAAAACAAUAAAAUUGUUUCGAAUUUCUUGAAUAUGUUAACGAAUGAAAGUGCACAACGAAAUGGAUUGACUGUUUUUGGAAGUGGAAGAUUAUUUGAUAUGGAAAAACAAGGAGAAAAAAUUGGAAGUGGACAAGAAAAACGAAUGGGAAUCGAUAAAGGAAUCAAGUAAGCGAAAUAUUUCAUUCGUUCACUUAUUUAUUUUUGUUUUUGUUUUAGGUUCAUCGAAGGAGGCGUUUCUCCGCCAAAAAAUAAUAACAACAAAAAAUCAUCAAAUGAUAAAAAUACGCUUCCUGCUUUGCUAUUGGAUGGUUAGUUUUUCCAAAGAAACAUUGUUUUGAACGAAUUUGGUUUUCAGCGAAAUGUGGUAUUUUCUUUUCUCGUCAAUCAUUAUUGACAACACUUACCGAAAAGUUUGGAAAUUUGAACUUGGAUUGGAGAGAAAUCGAUGCGCAAGCGAAAUCUCCAUCACAUCGAAUUAGAAAUGCAAAAUGGGUUGAAAUUCAACAAUAUUCAAAAGGACUCCGAUUUGAGAGAACUUAUUCGACAAAAAGAACUUUUACAAUUUCGGGAAUCAGUGAACAACCAAUUAAAGAUAUUACAUUUUCUGGAGUUGAUGGACAAAAAGUUCGAGUUUUAGAUUAUUUGAAAGAUAUCAUUGGAAACGAAGUUGGUGGAUAUAAUGGAAAUUUGCCAGCAGUUGAGGUUCGAAAAUAUGAUCCAGUUAAUCAUAAAACAUCGAAUAUGUAUUUUGCAAUGGAAAGUAUAGUGAUUACGGAAAAUCAACGAGUUCCAAUUUCCAAACAAACUGAACCAGUAUGUUUUUAUUUUUAUUAUGUUUCUAAUGUUUCAAUUUCAUUUAAUUCUUUCAGCCACGCCCGAUUAAACCACAAGAUAGAUGGGGAAGAAUAAAUCAAUUAAUUGGUGAAUUGAAUUUGGAACAAGGUGGAAAAAGAAAUGAAAUUAUGAGAAUGUUUGGUGUCUCAUUGUCUGAAACACCAAAAAAAGUGAUUGGAGUCAAAAGAGAUGCACCAAAAGUUAUUUUUGCGAAUGAAAAACAUGUUGAUAUCGGACCACAACGAGUAAGAAAAUUUAAUAAUUUGAAACAAAUUAAUUAAUUAAUGGUUUUUUUUUCAGCAUGAUUGGAAAUCGUUUGAUUGUCGCGCCAUUUUACCAGCUAAGACAAAAGCAGUUAUUGUUUCAUAUCCAAAAAGAGAUGAAAGAAUUGCAAUACAAGCAAAAGAUGCUUUGGUUCGAAAAUGUCAACAAAAUGGUUUGCAAAUUGAUAAAUGGCAUAUGAUUGAUAUUGAAAGAUUCGUUGGAACUCCUCACAAAAAAAUCAUUGAUCUUUUUGAUUAUGUCGCCAGAGAACAAUCAUUUGGACCAAAUCCCCUUAUUUUAUUCUUAGAUUGGGAAAAAUCAAAAUCACACGGUAAGUCAAACAUUUCAAUACAAAUGAUUUUUAAAAAAAAAUUUCAGAUUCGUUGAAAUUGGCUGAACGUCGCUCAAAAGUUGUUUCACAACAAAUUACAAUGGAAAAAGCUCGAAUGUUGAUGUUAGUUUUAUUUAUUUAUUUUUAAAACAUAAUUUAAUCUGAAAUUCAGAAAACAAUCAAUGACUUGUGCAAAUGUUGUGAAGAAAAUGAAUAUUAAAUUGGGAGGAUUGAAUUAUCGAGUUGAUCCAGAAUCCUUUGCGUAUGUUUUCUAUUUUUCUAAUAAAAAUCAAUAUAAUCAUAAUUUUUAUAGACAAAGCAAAUGGCUUGGAAAAGAGCCAAUUCUUAUAAUCUCAUAUGAUGUUGCUCAUCCAGGAAGAGUCAAUAAAAAUGAAGCUGUUGUUGUUCCAAGUGUUGUUGGUUUUGCAUUCAAUGGUGGUUUUCAUCCAGAAGCAUUUGUUGGUGAUUAUCAUUUUCAAUAUCCAAAAAUGGAACAAGUCGAUUCAAAUAUUUUGACGGCACGAAUCAAAUGGAUGCUUCAAUCAUUCAUUGAAUAUAGAAAAUGUUGGCCAACAAAAAUUUUGGUAAUUCGAGAUGGUGUUUCUGAAGGACAAUAUGAAAUGGUUUUACGAGAUGAAUUGGAAGCAUUGAAAGAAGGAUGUAGAGAAUUUGGAAAUCUCAAUAAAAAACCAGAUUGGUGUCCACCAUUUGGACUUGUUAUUGCAACAAAAAGACAUUCAACAAGAUUGUUCAAAGAAAAAAAUGGAGGGGUUGAAAAUUGUCAACCGGGUACUGUAGUUGAUCGAGAUAUUGUCAGACCAGUUAUUGGAGAUGCUUUUAUUGUUUCAGCACAUGCUAUACAGGUAAAUUUAAGAUAUUCUCAGUUCUUAAAAUAUACAAUUGAUUAAAUUUCAGGGAACUGCUCGUCCAGUUUGUUAUUCAAUCUUGAAAAAUGAAAUUGGUUUGAAAGAUAUGGACGAAUUUGAAAGUAUUAUGCUUGGUCUUACUUUCCAUCAUCAAAUUACGGAUUCUCCAAUUUCAUUGCCUGAACCAGUUUAUCAAGCUGAUGAAUGGGCAAAAAGAGGAAAUAAUAUGUGGAAAGCAUUUGAGUAAGUCAUCAUUCCCGAUAUUGAAAAACAAUCGAUUAUUUCUUCAGCAUAAAUUACGAUAUACCAAAAGUGAAAGGAGAAGUUGGAAAACCAAAUCAUGCAGAUUUCGAAAAAAUGACUGAAAACUUGGCAAUUUGGAGAACUUCGUUGAGUGGAAAGCGUGUGAACGCAUAA
Molecule: messenger RNA, 5464 nt
Organism: Caenorhabditis angaria
Lineage: Eukaryota; Metazoa; Nematoda; Chromadorea; Rhabditida; Rhabditidae
Source: the annotation of a GenBank genome assembly